CGUCACUUUUGUUCUUUCUUUGCAGUUCCGUGCUUAAAAAUCCUCCUGAGCAAAGUUUUGGGCUACGGCAUCGUGGCGGGAUCCGUCCUGGUGAAGGUCCCGCAGCUGCUGAAGGUUUGGGGGUCCCGCAGUGGUGGGGGGCUCAGCCUCCCCUCGGUGCUGCUGGAGCUGCUGGCCCUGGGGGGCUCCGUGGGCUACGGCUGCGCCAGGAGCUUCCCCUUCAGCGCCUGGGGGGAGUCGCUCUUCCUCCUCCUUCAGACCCUCACCCUCCUCUUCCUCAUCCUGCACUUCGGGGGCCGCACGGGCCGAGGGCUGGCGUUUGUGGCCGUUUUUGGGGCGUUUUUGGGGCUUUUGGUGUCUCCGCUGACGCCGCUGAGCUUCGUCACCGCCCUGCAGGCCCUGAACCUGCCCAUCAUCAUCCUCAGCAGGCUUCUCCAGAUCGUCACCAACGCCCGGCAGGGCCACACGGGGCAGCUCUCGGGGGUCUCCACGGGGCUCCUUUUUGGGGGGGCCCUGGCCCGAAUCUUCACCUCCCUCACGGAAACCGGGGAUCUCCUUUUGGCCUCGACCUUCGCAGCCUCGGCCGCCUGUAACGGGGUCCUGCUGACCCAGGUGUUGCUUUUGGGGGGUUCCAAGGAUCCCCAUCCCAAAAAAGAAUGAUCCCAAAAUUCCCAGCAUCCCAAAAAACCCCAAAACCCCCCCAAAAACCCCAAAAAAACCCCAAAAAACCCCACCAAAAAAUCCCAAAAAUUGAAUUUUUUAAGGAUUAAAAAUCGGGGAUUUUGGGUCGGGACCAAAAAUUAAAAUAAUGGAAAAAAUAAAUUUAAAUUUUAUGGGAUUUUUCCCUAAAAAAAUUCCCUAAAAAAAUCAGGAUUUCCCCUCCCCCCAUCUCCCAAAAAAAAUAAUUUUGGGGAGAAAAUCCCAAAAUUGGGAUUUUUUGGGAUUAAAAAUUGGAUUUUUUGGGGGGGUGGGGGGAGGAUUUUGGGAACGAUGAUCCCGAAUUUUUUUGGGGGAUUCUCCCAAAAAAUCCUUCCUGGGAUCCUCCAAAAACCUCAGGGACCCCCAAAAUUCCCAAAUUCCCCCCAAAAAUUCCCAAAUUUCCCCCAAAAUUCCCAAAUUUCCCCCCAGAAUUCCCAAAUUCCCCCCAAAAUUCCCAAAUUUCCCCCAAAAAUUCCCAAAUUUCCCCCAAAAUUCCCAAAUUUCCCCCCAAAAAUUCCCAAAUUUCCCCAAAAAACCCCCUCGGACCAAGGUGGGGGAGGGGCUGCCCCCCCCCAAAUGGGAAAUGGGCGUGGCCAGAGCGCCCCUCCCCCCCCCAAAUAAAUUUGGGGUCCCCCCAUUCCUGAGGGGCCUCCCCCCCCUUU
This is a messenger RNA of Poecile atricapillus (Black-capped chickadee), 1361 nucleotides long. RefSeq names its product mannose-P-dolichol utilization defect 1 protein-like. Lineage: Eukaryota; Metazoa; Chordata; Aves; Passeriformes; Paridae. The record is from RefSeq and is a predicted model, not a curated record. The transcript has 6 exons. Gene Ontology annotation, biological process: oligosaccharide biosynthetic process. The annotation marks the transcript as partial.